Molecule: messenger RNA, 756 nt
Organism: Rotaria sordida
Lineage: Eukaryota; Metazoa; Rotifera; Eurotatoria; Philodinida; Philodinidae
Source: the annotation of a GenBank genome assembly
AUGCCGGUUCAUCGUCCAUCACGACCAAUGGCUACAACAUCAAAUUCUCGAAAAUCAAUUGGAUUUUCAAUAAAUGAUAUUAUUAAAAAUGAUGAUACAUCAAAAAAUUCUCCUCGACAUAAUCCUCCAACAAUUCCAUCUUAUAUACCACCAACAUCAUGGAUACCACCACCAACUAAUAUGGAUCCAAUUGUUCAAUAUCAACUUCAAUAUCUUCGAAAUAGUGGUCGAUUCUUUGAUGGAAGAUUUACUAGUCCAGAAGCAGCUGCAGCUCUUAUACUUCAUUCAUUUCGUAAACCAAAACGUGUACGUACAGCAUUUACACCAGCUCAAUUACUUAAACUUGAAAAUGCAUUUGAAAAAAAUCAUUAUGUUGUUGGACAAGAACGUAAAGAAUUAGCACGACAUUUAAAUUUAACUGAAACUCAAGUUAAAGUAUGGUAUCAAAAUCGUCGUACAAAACAUAAACGUUUAAAAUCAGAAGAUGGAAAUAAUAGUUCAAAUGAUAUUAAUGAUGAUGAACAACAAGAUGAAUCAAUUGAACAUGAACAUAAUCAACAAAAUCAAUCGGAUAUAUCUGAUAUAAUUAAUAAAAAUGAUGAUGAACAUUCAUGGGAUAAUAAUAAUCAACAUUAUCAAUUUAUUUCUCAAUCAUCUACACCACGUUCAUCGGGCUCCGACCGAUAUUAUUUACAUCUUGCUGCAGCUGCUGCUGCUGUUGCUGUAAAAAAUGAUUCAUCUGAUGAUCAUCGAUAA